AUGUCUGAAAAGAUAAUUGUCUUCAAUAAAACAAUUUUCUCUAUCAUCGGUUCAACUGACGUUGCAGCCAGUAGUUUUGGUAGAUUUUUUACGGAACCUCCAGGACCUAUUGAUGGUCCAUCUUGCACAUACAAAGGAGAAACAUAUCCAAAUGGAGUCCACGUUUACAAGGAUGGGAGCUGUAAAAAAUAUUAUUGCAACUAUGGGGAAAUAGAAUUAUAUUUGACUGAUGACUGUGAUAUAUUCUAUUUAUAUGAACAAGAUAUUGAAGUUAGUAUGUGCACGAAAAUCUACACAGAAGGAGUUUGUUGUCCCAGAUAUGAUUGUCCACCAGAAGCUUAUCGAGGCAGAGAAAGACCAGAAGAGUACUCUUCAUCUUCAUCUCCAUCAGAAGAGUACUCUUCAGAAGCACCAGAAGAGUACUCUUCAGAAGCACCAGAAGAGUACUCUUCAUCUCCACCUACACCAGACUCUUCUUCAAAAACUUUAAAAUGCGUAACUGUUCAAUAA
Clunio marinus is the source of this 510-nucleotide messenger RNA. Lineage: Eukaryota; Metazoa; Arthropoda; Insecta; Diptera; Chironomidae. The record is from the annotation of a GenBank genome assembly.